Molecule: messenger RNA, 2292 nt
Organism: Entrophospora sp. SA101
Lineage: Eukaryota; Fungi; Glomeromycota; Glomeromycetes; Entrophosporales; Entrophosporaceae
Source: the annotation of a GenBank genome assembly
AUGUCAACAGAAAAACUCAAUGUCCUUUUGAUUGGCUCUGGAGGUCGCGAGCAUUCUAUUGCUUGGAAACUUGCUCAGUCUUCAAGAGUUGAACAGAUCUAUGUUGCUCCAGGGAAUGGAGGAACAGAAAUAGGAAAUAAUAAAAUUUUUAAUGUUAACAUUGAUAUUAGUGACUUUGCAAAUUUAACAAAGUUUUCAUUAGAGAAUAAUAAUCGGCUUUUAAAAAAGGCGAUUGGUAUUCCAUGUUUCGGACCAUCAACAAAAGCUUCUAUGAUGGAGGGCUCUAAAACCUUUGCAAAAGAUUUCAUGGAAAGGCAUAAAAUUCCUACAGCUGCAUAUAAGAAUUUUUCAAAUUACGAAAAGGCAAAAGAUUAUUUAGAAUCUAUUUCACAUAAUAUUGUAAUUAAGGCUUCUGGUCUUGCCGGUGGUAAAGGUGUUUUGAUUCCUACAAAUAAAGAAGAUGCAUUAAAUGCAUUAAAAGUAAUGAUGGUGGAUAGGAUUUUUGGCUCUGCUGGCGACGAAAUUGUCAUUGAAGAAUUUCUUGAUGGACAAGAAUUGAGUAUAUUAACUUUUUCUGAUGGAUAUACCAUAGUAUCUCUUCCUCCUGCACAAGAUCAUAAAAGAAUUUUUGAUGGUGAUCAGGGGCCAAAUACUGGUGGAAUGGGUUGUUAUUGUCCAGCUCCUAUUGCAACUCCAGAACUUUUACAGCAAAUAAAUUCUACAAUACUUCAACCUACUAUUGAUGGACUGCGUCAUGAUGGUUAUCCAUUUGUUGGCAUGCUUUUUACUGGUUUGAUGGUAACUGGAGAUGGACCUAAAGUACUAGAAUAUAAUGUUCGUUUUGGAGAUCCUGAAACAGAAACAGUCUUGCCAUUAUUGAGUGAUGAUACUGAUUUAGCUGAAAUAAUGAUGGCAUGUAUUGAACGUAGAUUGGAUUCGAUUAAGAUCAAUAUCAAACCAGGACAUUCUGCGACUGUUAUUAUAGCAUCGGGUGGUUAUCCUGGUAGUUAUGCUAAAGGGAAAGAAAUUACAUUUCAAAAUCUUCAAUCUGACACAUUAAUUUUUCAUGCUGGUACAAUUAGAAAAAAUAAUAAACUAGUUACUUCUGGUGGACGUGUAUUAGCAGUUACUGGAGUUGCUUCAACAUUAAGAGAUGCGGUUGAUAAAGCAUAUAAAGAUUUAAAAAAUAUUAAUUUUGAAAAUAUGUAUUAUAGAAAAGACAUCGCACAUCGUGCUUUUAAACAUAUCUCGAACAAUCCAUCUGCUAACAGUGAAGAGGUAAUGACAUAUGCAUCUGCUGGUGUUUCUAUUGAUUCAGGAAAUUUGCUCGUUCAAAAAAUUAAAUCACUGGUAAAGAAAACUGAAAGAGUUGGUUCCAAUUGUGAGCUAGGAGGAUUUGGUGGUUUGUUUGAUUUAAAGGCUACAGGCUUUAAAGAUCCAAUAUUAAUAGCCACAACAGAUGGUGUUGGCACUAAAUUGAAAAUUGCGCAAGAAACAAGAAUUCAUAAUACAAUUGGCGCUGAACCUUUAUUUUUGCUUGACUAUUAUGCAUGUGGAAAAUUAAAUGUUGAUGUUGCCAAGAAUGUGGUUGAAGGCAUUGCUAACGGAUGCCAUGAAUCUGGAUGUGCUUUAAUUGGAGGUGAAACUUCAGAGAUGCCAGGAAUUUACAAAGAUGAAGAGUAUGAUUUGGCAGGAUUUGCAGUUGGAGCUGUAGAACGUGAAAAUCUGUUACCACGUGUGUCAGAUAUCAAGGUUAACGAUAUACUUAUUGGACUAGCUUCUUCAGGAAUUCAUUCCAACGGAUUUUCAUUGAUUCGAAAGAUUAUAACAAAAAAGAAUUUAAAAUAUGAAUCAACAUGUCCAUGGGAUUCAAAAACAUCAUUAGGUAAAAGUCUUCUUACACCAACCAAAAUUUACGUUAAACAAUUAUUACCAUUGAUUAAAAAUAAAAAGAAACUUGUUAAAGCGAUGAUUCAUAUUACUGGUGGUGGUUUUGUGGAUAAUAUACCAAGAGUUUUGCCUGAAAAUCUUGGUGUAAAUAUAAAUUCAAAAUCAUGGGAAUUACCUCAAGUAUUCAAAUGGCUGACAAGUAAUGGAAAUAUACCAUCAGAUGAAUUAUAUCGAACGUUCAAUUGUGGAAUUGGAAUGGUGUUGAUUGUAUCAUCUGAAAAUGAAAGUCAAGUUAUAGAUCAACUUCAAGAAUCUGAUAGUGAUACCAAGAUUUAUAAAAUUGGACAUGUGAUUGAAAGACAAAAUAAUAAUGAAAAACGAAUUAUAAUUGAGGGAAUCUAA